AUGGCGCGCAUAGUAUGGAUCCUAGCGGUAAUUUGUUGUUCAGCCGGAUUAUGCCAGGUGACGGAAGGUUAUUUGGCAAUAAUAUCCUCAAAUUUAUCACCUGGUACCCUGAUAUUCGAAGCAGGUGUACCACAGUUAGGUGGAAAAAGAAAAUACGAUGUAUCAGGAGACCGUACAGCACGGUUCGCCCGUAAAUUACUCAAAGUAAAUCCACACAAUGGCCGAGUUACCCUGGCUAGAAAACUCAAUUGCGAUGGAUUGCAAUAUCCCCGUUUAUUCACCUUCUACAUUGAUUCCACAAGUUCACGUCUAGGUAGACCAAACAUAGAUUACUAUAGUUUACCCCUGCGUGUACUGAUAACCGGUUGCGGUGAUGAAAACCAAGACCUAGCUGCAACUAAAGGAUGGAUGGCUGAAACACUAGCUUCAUAUGCAAUGCCAAGUACUGAAAAAUUUACAGAAAUUUGUCUAAGAAGAUCACAAUUAGUUGCUGGAUUGCGUGAUUUUUUGCCUCACACUGCUCUUAAAGAAUGUGAAACAAGAUGGGACGGUGUUGCUGAUUCGCGUUUUUUAAUAGAAGGCACCGGAGGAGAUCUUGUUUCAGCCUCUGAGCAGUGUCUUAUUGAUCCACUUUGGAAGAUAUCAGUAUCAAUGACGCUCCGAUGCAGCAGUUCGCUAACUCAUCUAGUUGAUACAGAGCACCGUUUAAAAAUAGUAUUUCAUCAUCAACAAUUAGACGACACAGAUCUUGGCAGACGUGUAAGAAGAGAAUUAAAAAACCGAUCACCAUUUUUUGAGCACGGUCUUUAUACAGCAGCAGUUGAAGAAGAAAAAGAGCCUGGAGAAUUGGUAACUGUUGUACGUGCUCGUGAUCCAGAAGGUGGUACAGUACAUUAUUCAAUGCAAUCACUAUUAGACGCGCGUUCUACCGCGUUAUUUCUUCUAGAUUCAAUAACUGGUAAAGUAACAACACGCGCUAAGCUUGACCGUGAAAGCGUUGAGCUUCAUUAUUUUAAAGUACUAGCAGUUGAUGAUUCAUUUCCACCCAGAACAGGAACUACAACGUUGCAAAUAAAUGUCUUGGACGCAAAUGAUCACCCACCGACAUUUGAAUGGCCUGAGUAUGAAGCGCCAAUUCGCGAAACUGUUCCAUUAGGCUCAACAGUAAUUGCUGUUAAAGCUACUGACAAAGAUUCUGGAAGAAAUGCUGAAGUUGAGUAUAAUAUUUUAUCAACUACUGGAGGCGGGACUACAUCUAUAGCUCAAGAUUCAGAAACAUUUCGAAUUGAUCAAAAAUCUGGUGUUGUUACAACACGCAUGUCGUUGGACAGAGAAAAAACUGAAGUGUAUACGGUAUUAAUAACUGCGUCUGAUUUAUCAAACACAGCAUCUUUGCGUAAAACAGCAACAACGACUUUAAUAGUCCGUAUUUUGGAUGAUAAUGACAAUUAUCCACAAUUUUCUGAACGUUCUUAUUCAACAACAAUUCCUGAAGAUAUUGAUUACACAACAAACCCAAUAAUAGCUCACAUACAAGCAACUGACGCUGACAGUGGUCCCAAUGCUGCUAUUAGGUACAAUAUUAUCGGUGGCAAUACCCAAAAUACUUUUUCAAUAGAUUCAUUAAGCGGUGAUGUUACAUUAGUUAAGCCACUUGAUUAUGAAACAAUUGAUCUGUACCGAAUUGUUGUACGCGCUCAGGAUGGAGGUGCUCCAGCACGUUCCAAUACAACUCAAUUAUUGGUACACGUUGAAGAUGUCAAUGAUAAUGCUCCUAGAUUUUUUACUAGCUUGUUACAAGAAACAGUAUCUGAAGGAGUACCUAUUGGUUAUUCUGUUGUACGCGUUCAAGCUUAUGAUGGUGAUAAAGGCUUGAAUGCUUUAAUUAAAUAUUACAUUGGAGCUAGAGAUAUCAAUGGAGGGUCUACGGAAAAUAUUCCGAUUUCUGUUAAUUCAGAAACUGGUUGGAUUCAUACGACAAAGCAAUUAGACCGUGAAAUAUGUUCGCGGUAUCAAUUUACAGUGGUAGCUGUUGAUUCUGGUGAGCCACCUAAAUCUGGCAGCGCGACUGUUGUAAUUACAAUUACAGAUAUUAAUGACAAUGAUCCGAAGUUUGAAUCUAAAAAUUAUGAAGCUGUUGUGUCUGAAGAUGAUCCACCAGGUACUUCUGUGUCAUUAGUAACAGCAACUGAUCCAGAUGAAGACUCUAAAAUUCACUAUGAUAUCACUUCUGGUAAUUCAAGAGCUAGAUUUUCUAUAACUUCACAAAACGGUGGAGGAUUAAUCACAGUUGCUCAACCGCUUGAUUAUAAACAAGAAAAAAGAUUUGUGUUAACUGUAACAGCAUCUGAUUCUGGAGGAAGAAUGGACACUGCAUUAGUUUACAUCAACAUUUCUGAUGCCAAUAAUUUUGCACCAAUUUUUGAGAAUGCUCCUUACUCAGUAUCAGUAUUUGAAGAUGCACCAAUUGGGACAACUGUACUGGUAGUAAGUGCUACAGAUUCGGACGUUGGUCAAAAUGCACAAGUAACUUACAGCUUAGGUACUGACAGUGAUAAUAAUGACGGUAAUAAUAAAAAUAAUGACAACAGUGAAUUUACAAUAAAUUCACAAACAGGAGCUAUAACAACAACACGUCCUUUAGACCGAGAACGAACUUCUGGGUAUUUAUUAACAGUCACUGCCAAGGAUGGUGGUGUUCCAGGACUUUCUGAUACUACGGACGUUGAAAUUUCUGUAACAGAUGUCAAUGAUAACCCUCCAGUGUUUGAAGCUGCUCAAUAUACUGGUACUGUACCAGAAGAUGUGUUAGUUGGCACAUCUGUCGUUCGUGUAUCAGCGACUGAUGCUGAUCAGGGAUUAAAUGGACGAGUUAGAUACACGCUUGAUGAUGAUGGCGAUGGUGCCUUUGCUAUUGAUUCCACGACUGGCAUUGUAAGAACAGCUAAACAGCUAGAUCGUGAAUCUGUUAUGAGGUAUACUCUUAAAGCAAUGGCAGUUGAUAGGGGAAUUCCUGCACUUUCAUCAAUAGUACCUAUCAUUAUUAAAAUAGAAGAUGUUAAUGAUUCACCUCCGGCAUUUGAAAGUGAUAAAAUAAUAUUAUACAUACCUGAAAACUCACCAAUUGGUUCAACUGUGGGUGAAAUUUAUGCCCAUGAUCCGGAUGAAGGUUUGAAUGCUGUUGUUCAAUAUUCUAUCAUUGGAGGAGAGGAUGCUAAUAGUUUUACAUUGAACACUCGUCCGGGUUCUGAUAGAGCUGAACUUAUAACUCUUGAAGAACUAGACUAUGAAUCGCAGAAAAAAAAAUAUGAAAUAUUUGUACGAGCUGCUUCUCCACCAUUACGCUCUGAUGUUCUGGUACAAAUAAUGAUUACAGAUAUUAAUGACAACGCACCAGUAUUAAAAGACUUUCAAAUAAUAUUUAAUAAUUUUAAAGAUUUUUUCCCGACUAAAUCUAUCGGAAAAAUACCUGCAAUAGAUGCUGAUGUUACUGACAAACUUUAUUACAAUAUAUUGUCUGGUAAUAAUGCUAAUUUAAUAACACUUAAUAAAACAUCUGGUGAAAUAAUUUUAUCACCGCAAUUAAAUACAAAUGUACCGAGAAUAGCUACGAUGGAAGUGUCUGUUAGUGAUGGAGUUAAUCAAGUUAAAGCAACUAUGACUUUAUCUGUAAGAUUAAUAACAGAUAAAAUUUUGUAUAAUUCAAUAACAGUAAGGCUUGAUGAUAUGACUGUUGAAGCAUUUUUAUCACCAUUGUUAAAUUAUUUCAUUGAUGGUCUAGCUGCAAUAAUACCAUGCCCUCGUGAAAAUAUAUUUAUAUUCAGCGUUCAGCAAGAUACAGACGUUAAUGGAAAAAUAUUGAAUGUUACACGGAAAGUAGAACCUGGUAAUAUUGAUGAAUUUUAUACUUCUCAGUAUCUUCAAGAGCGAGUUUAUUUAAAUCGUGGAAUUUUAGCAAGAUUAUCAACUCUUGUAGUCCUACCAUUUGAUGAUAAUCUUUGCGUACGUGAGCCUUGUUUAAAUUUUGAGGAUUGUAUUACUGUGUUAAAAUUUGGCAAUGCUUCAGGAUUUGCAACUAGCAACACAAUAUUAUUUCGUCCUAUUUAUCCAGUGACAACAUUUUCAUGUCAGUGUCCUCGUGGAUUUACUGGAAGCAAAGAGUCAUAUUUAUGUGAUAUGGAAGUUAAUUUAUGCUUUUCAAAUCCGUGUAAAAAUGGUGGGACUUGCAAACGUAAAGAAGGUGGCUAUACUUGUAUUUGUGAUGAUAAUUACACUGGUGAUAAUUGUCAAUUAUCAUUAAAUCAAAGUAAUAUUUGUGCUGCAUCACAUACGACGAAUAAUAAUGAUGAUAAUAAUAAUAAUAAUUAUUAUUAUUAUUAUAAUGUAUGUAAAAAUAAUGCUAAGUGUAUAGACAAAUUAGACGGUGGUUUUACAUGUGAAUCUUGUCCAAUAAUUCCUUUAAACACUGUAACGCAAUUUUGUGAACUGCGAGCUCGCAGUUUUGGACCAUCAACAUUCUUAACAUUUCCAUCACUCAAACAGCGACAUCGUUUGAAUAUCAAAUUAAAAUUUGCAACAGAAUCUUCACAAGGGUUACUACUUUACAAUGGACGUUACAAUGAAAAGCAUGAUUUUAUAGCGUUAGAAAUAGUAAAUUCAGAGUUACAAUUUAGCUUUUCACUUGGUGAUAAAAUAACAAGAGCAACUGCUGCAAUUCCCGGCGGAGUUUCUGAUGGACAGUGGCACACUGUUAAUGUCAAUUACAUCAAUCGCACUGUUACAAUAACAAUAGAUGAUUGUGAUAUUGGAUUAGCAUUACGCUACGGUAAAAAACUAGGUGAUAAAUGGUCCUGUGCUGGUACAGGUGAGCAAAUUCUUGAAGCACGUUGCAAUUUAAUAACAGAAACUUGUCACCGUUUUAUAGACCUCACUGGACCAAUGCAAUUAGGUGGCUUACCUUUUAUCCCCUCUGACUUUCAAAUCACAAAUAAAGACUUUAUAGGCUGCAUAAGUGAUCUAUAUAUUGACUACAAAUUCAUCGAUUUAAAUUCAUAUGUAGCAGACAAUGGAACAAUUGUCGGAUGUCCUGAAAAAUAUGAAUUUUGUUUGUCUUCUCCGUGCAAUAAUAAUGGAAAAUGUCGUGAAAUUUGGUCGGGAUAUAUAUGUGAGUGUCAGGAAGGUUUUUCCGGUCCACAGUGUAGUGAAGAAAUAAGCAAACCUUGGCGAUUUCACGGAGAUGGUCUAUUAAGUUUUAAUCCACUGUUAAGACCAAUUCAAUUACCUUGGAUGACUGCUUUUAGCUUACGUACUAGAGCUGUUAAUUCUUUUAUUAUGAACAUCCAAAUAGGACAAAAUAGUUCAGCGUUGUUUUAUUUAAAAGACGGAAAAUUAGCUACUUCGUUAGAUGGAAUUGAAAUAAUAAAAACAAAAGUAGCGAUUAAUAAUGGCGAGUGGCAGAGAAUUGAAAUUAUUUGGCAAACUGGUUUAGUAUCAUUGGAUAUUAAUUACCGAAAUAAUCCAUUAAUAUCAUCACUGCCAGCUAAGCUUCAAGGUUUGUAUGUAGGAAGAAUAUUAUUAGGUGGACCAGAUCAGUCAAUAGUUAGUAGUAGUAGCAGCAGCAGUACUACUACUACUACUGCUAAUACCAAUACAAUUAUUUCUUCUGGAAUUGGCGAAUUACAAUUUUAUGAAGGAUGCAUUCAAGAUUUGCGUAUUGGUACCAAUCAAAGUAUUUUACAGCGUCCCACUGUUCAGGAAAAUAUUGGAAUUGGUUGCACUGAUGACAAUGAAUGCAGUGUUAAGUGUCCUGAAAAAUCAAGCUGUGUUAAAAAAUGGCAAGCCAGCGAGUGUGUAUGCGACCCUGGAUAUGUUGGAGAAAACUGCGAAGCUAUAUGUGACAUAAAUCCUUGUCACAGUGAUUCAGGAAUUUGUCUAGAAGAAAACAAUUCUAAACGCGGGUAUAAAUGUCAAUGCAACAGUGAAGAAUAUACUGGAGAGUAUUGUGAGGUAAGAGUUGACCAAUCAUGUCCAACAACCUGGUGGGGUUCUCCAGUGUGUGGUCCUUGUUACUGUGAUGAGUCAAAAGGCUAUGAUCCGUCUUGUAAUAAAACGAAUGGAGAAUGUUACUGUAAAAAAAAUCACUAUCAGCCGCCGAAUGGGGAAAAAGAUCAAUGCAUACCUUGCAAUUGUUACACAGUUGGGAGUCGCGGACCACGUUGUGAUCCUGUUACUGGACAAUGCAGGUGUUUAGAAGGUGUUAUUGGUCGCGCUUGUACGGAUUGUGCUAAUCCUUAUGCAGAAGUUACUUCAACUGGGUGCCAAGUUAUUUAUAAUGGCUGUCCUAAAUCAUACGCUGGGGGAUUGUGGUGGCCGCAAACUUUGUUUAAUAAAACUGGAGAUUCUCCUGUGGUUGUUGUGGUCUUUGAAAAUUGUCCUGGUACUGCUCAAGGUAUGGCUUCUAGACAGUGUGAUAGCGAAUCUGGUGGGUGGCAAUCGCCAGAUUUAUUUAAUUGCACAUCGGAUAUAUUUAUCCAGCAAAGAUAUAAUCUAGCGGCUAUUGAAAAUUCAGAAAUGAUAUUAAAUAGAGAUAUUGCGGUUAAAAUAGCGCGAGAUCUGAAUUUUGCUGUUAAAAAUAUUAAAAAUAUGUAUGGCGCAGAUGUACUUAUAGCGGAAUCAUUGUUUAAGUUAUUACUUAAGUAUGAAGAAAGUCAAGCUGAUUUGCAUCUUACUCACAAUCAAGAUAAAGAUUAUGUACCUAAUUUAGUUGGAAUUGCCGGUGGAAUUCUUAAUAAAAAAUAUAAAGACACUUGGCUGAGAAUUGAGGAGUUAAAUGGUGAUAGUACUGAUAAGAUACUAGAUGCAAUGGCUAGGUAUUUAAAAAUAUUAACUAAUUCACAGCACAAUACUUUUACAGAUCCGUUUGAAGUCGUUGAUCCUUUUGUGAUAAUGGGUAUGGACACUGUUACAUCUGAAAGUUUGUUUGGAUAUGAAUCUACAGUAAAUAAUGGUGAAAUAUUUAAAUCUUCUAUUGAAGAAAUAGAUAAAAAAGUCAUCUUACCUGACACAUCUUCAUUUUUAUCAACACCAACUCACCUAGAAUCUUACAUUAGUUUCCCUAAGUACAAUAAUUACAUUGCUGACCCACGACGAUUUGAUCCUUAUUCUAAAAUAAGAGUACCUUUAAGUUUGCUGGGUAUAAAAGGAGUCAGUCCUGGUGAGAUAAAAAAUAAUGAAAAUAAAGAUAAUAAUGAGAAAGCUGUACUGAGUUAUGUACAGUACAAAGAAUUGGGGAAUUUGUUACCCAAAAAAUUUGAUGACUCUGUUAAUGUAAGAUGGGGCGUAGAAGUUGCUGUCGGAUCUCCUGUAAUAACAAUUUCAAUAUUAAUACCUUCAGACAAUGGUACAAAAUUAUUAUCCAACAAUCCACAAUCUCCAGUACAAAUUCAACUUUGGAUAAGUGAAGAUGAUGGUACUAAAAUAAGAACAAAUCCUCAGUGCGUUCAUUGGAGCACAGCGCGUAAUUCUGGAGAGUGGAGCAGAAUUGGCUGUACAACAGAUAUUGACGACUCAACAAUUGAUUAUUAUUAUUAUUAUUUAAAUCCCAAUAAUAAUAAUAAUAACAACAACAACAACAACAAUUUGGAACGUCGUAAAAUGAUUAAUUGUUCUUGUCAAGGUGUGAUUUUACAAGUUAAAAAUCUUCAAUUAGCAACAUUUGCCGUACUAACAGACGUACUUGAUCUUGAGUAUGUACCCGAGCCCUCAUUACUAGAAGAUGUAACAAGUUACAGUGCAUUUAUGCUCUCACUGCCCUUAUUACUUUCAGCAUUGUUAAUACUAACAUUAAUACGCGGAAGUGCAACAAAUUCAAACAGUAUUCACAAAAAUUUAGUACUUUGCGUAUUUAUGGGUGAAUUAUUGUACUUAAUAGCAUUAAAAGCAAGAAGUCCAUUAGCUUCCAAUGAAUUUACUUGUAAAUUAACAGCCAUUGGCUUGCAUUAUUCAUGGCUGAGUGCAUUUGCUUGGACCUUAGUUGAUUCUAUUCAUUUAUACCGAAUGUUAACUGAAAUGCGUGAUGUUAAUCAUGGACAGAUGCGAUUUUAUUACACAAUUGGUUACGCAAUCCCGGCUAUAAUUGUUGGUCUGACAAUAGGCGUCCGGGCAGAUCAAUACGGCAAUUUUUAUUUCUGCUGGUUGUCUAUUUAUGAGACAGUUGUCUGGUCAUUAAUCGGACCUAUAUGUCUAGCAGUUGUGAUUAAUUUUUUGAUAUUAAUAAUCUCAGUAAAAGCAGCGUUUACAUUAAAGGAACAUAUUAUGGGAUUUGGUAAUUUGAGAACAUUAUUAUGGCUAUCUGUUGCAUCAUUACCACUACUGGGAGCCACUUGGACACUUGCUGUGCUAAGUGCUUCCGAAAAUUCUUCUAUUUUGUCAUAUUUAUUGAGCGUAUCAAUAGUAAUUCACUCUUCAUUCAGCCUAAUUGGAUAUUGCUUCAUAAAUGGACGAGUAAGAAGAAAUUUUUACCUCAGUUUAUUGAGAUGCUUUGGCAAAAAAUCACCAUUAUUAGAAAGCAGCAUGAUGGUCAAUGGAAGCAGCAGCCAAAAUAUUAAUGGACAAUCUCGCUCAGCUCUGGCUUAUAAUUCUAAUUACAUUUCUAAUGGCAGUGGUGGUGUCAUUACAAAUGUUGGGACAACAACUGGUACUUGCAGAAGGGUUCACGUUGGAGUAUCAACUAGUAGCACCACUUCUAGAAGCACCAAUAAAACAGGAUCAAGUCCUUAUCGGAGUGAUGUCCACUUAAGACAUACUUCUACUUCAACGAGUAAUUACAACAGUGACCGUGAUCCUUAUAUGAUGUCUUCAACUCGCAGUAAAAAAAAUAGAAAUACUCAACAUUCUUCAGUGAAUAAUUCUAACAGUAAUAAAAUAGUUUUAAGGAAUUCAAGACGAGAUUCUGAAUCUGAUGAAUCUGAUGGUUCGCACAAUAAUGAUGAUGAUGAUGAUGAUACCACUGGAGGUCGGGGCAGUGCUGGUAGAAGUCUGGACCUUGCUAGCUCGCACAGUUCUGAUGAUGAUGAUGUAACUUCAAAUCCUACUGGGACUGAUAGUAAUAAUAUUAAUAGUAAAAAUAAUAAACGAAAAAUAGGAUUAAAAACUGUUGGAGUGUCUACUCAACAGCAGCAACAAAUUACGCACAAUUAUUUGCCAAAUAUUCAUCAGCAAAAUUCAUUGGUUGGUGGCAAUGGCAGUGCUACUGAUCAUUUAAAUAUUCUUUGCUCAAAUUCUGAUUUGUUUCCAAAUAUAAAACCAAUUUACGCUCCAAGGUGGAGCUCGCAAUUACCUGAGGCGUAUUUGCCGACUAAUAUUGACAUUCGCAGCAGCCAAUGGUCCGGUGGAACUAUUUCAGACAAUGAAAUUGCUUCUAAUAAAACUUCAAGUCCAAAUCCUUUGCCUUAUCCUCCGGAUGAUAUCAGUUCUCCGUUAAAAUUUGGAGCCCCGGGUGAACAUGAUAAUAAUUAUUCUGAGGGUGAGGAUAAAAUUUCUUCUAAUCAAAAUUACAAUAUAGGUGGGAGUUAUAGUGGAGGGGGAGGAGGAGGAGGAGGAGAAAAGUAUCUAUUUCCUUAUACAGCUGAAGAAGAUCAUACAGUUUCACCGACUCCCUACUUAUUAUCAAUGUCAUCGAGGAUUCUUGGUUCCAGUUUGAGCCAUCAUUCGCAUAAUUCAAAUCAAGAUAAUCACAGUGGAUCGGAGAGAUACGGAAGUUUGAAACGCGGCCAAAGUCAAAGUCUUCAUGGCUCGCUGCACGAUAAUCUAAACGCGGUUGAUAGAUACGGAAGGAUAUUAACGCCGAGACACCCGUAUGAAGGACUCCGUCUACAAGAAAAUAACCCGUGGCCAUGA
This is a messenger RNA of Cotesia congregata, 9897 nucleotides long. The record is from the annotation of a GenBank genome assembly. Lineage: Eukaryota; Metazoa; Arthropoda; Insecta; Hymenoptera; Braconidae.